Messenger RNA from Paramecium sonneborni, 536 nucleotides. The record is from the annotation of a GenBank genome assembly. Lineage: Eukaryota; Ciliophora; Oligohymenophorea; Peniculida; Parameciidae.
AUGAGGAGACUCAAAAUGAAAUAAAGAGUAAAAUUAAUAUCUUAUAUAUAUAGAUUAUGAAAAUAGAAAAAAAUAUAGAAUAAAAAAAAUCUAUAGAAAUUAAUUAAUUAAUACAUUCUUAUAGAGAAAAUAAGAGAAAGAUGGCAUUGUCUCCAAUGAUGGAUGAAUCAAGAAUUGAAAGUUUAAAUAGUGUACAUUCUAGAUUGUAAAGUCUUGGAAAUAUGAAAAGGAGUAGAGCUAGCCAACUAAAACAUUUGAAAAGUUCAAGUCUUUUUAAAUCUUCUAAGGAAAUUAAUUAUGAUGUUAAUAGUGAAUUAAAAAGUGAAAAUUUUUAAAUCCAUGAGAUUCAUUUACCUGAUCCUAUGGAAGAUACUCCAUUAGGUGAUUAAUAAAUAAGAAAAAGUGAACUUGAAGUUAGCAUAAGAAAUGAUUCAGAAGAGCAUUCCCAAUAUUCAAGAAAUUAAGAAAAUUGCGAUAUUUAAAAUAAAAUAACAAGUUUAAAAUAAUAAAAAUUCAAUCAAACAUUUUUGCCAUGA